UCCUCGGAAUUCCAUCCCCUGGAACGUCUCCGGAUGUUUUUCCAUUUUUUCCCGCGGCAGGAGCGGGUGGACGCGGAGAGGAGAAGGGUCGUGUCCCAGAUCCGGGAGCUGCGGCGGCUCCUGGAAGGGCAGGAGCGGCUCCUGCUGGACAGGCUGGAAAAGCUGGAGCGGGAGAUCCUCGGGAAGCAGGAGGGGAACCUCGGGAGGCUCUCGGAGCAGAUCUGCGGCGUCGCGGAGAGGAUCCGGGAGCUGGAGGAGAAGUGUCGGCAGCCGCCCUGGGAGCUCCUGGAGGGCAGCAGAGAAAUCCUGAGCAGGUUGGAGGAGGACAAUGCCCAGGAACCAGAGGAGACACCCCCUGAGCCGGGGGAGCAGCUCCCGGGGCUGCCCCGGCACAACGGGACCCUCAGGGAGGUGCUGAGGACAUUCCAAG
Messenger RNA from Neopelma chrysocephalum (saffron-crested tyrant-manakin), 430 nucleotides. RefSeq names its product tripartite motif-containing protein 15-like. The transcript is spliced from 3 exons. Lineage: Eukaryota; Metazoa; Chordata; Aves; Passeriformes; Pipridae. The record is from RefSeq and is a predicted model, not a curated record. The annotation marks the transcript as partial.